AGGCGGAGGAGGAGCGGCCGGAGCGGGGAGUCCCGGGCGGGCGGGCGGCGCCGGGAGCGGCCGGGAUUUACCGUGGUGGCGGUGGGCGCUGAGCGGCGGGGGAGCCGGGCGUCCCCGGGGCCGCCGCCUCUCGGGCUGAGCCCCCCCGCCCGGACCAUGGCCGACGACGACGUGCUGUUCGAGGACGUGUACGAGCUCUGCGAGGUGAUCGGCAAGGGUCCGUUCAGCGUCGUGCGGCGAUGCAUCAACAGGGAGACGGGGCAGCAGUUCGCUGUGAAGAUCGUCGAUGUAGCAAAAUUCACUUCAAGUCCUGGAUUAAGCACAGAAGAUCUGAAGAGAGAAGCCAGUAUUUGUCACAUGCUGAAGCAUCCUCACAUUGUUGAACUGUUGGAGACAUACAGCUCAGAUGGAAUGCUUUAUAUGGUCUUUGAGUUUAUGGAUGGAGCAGACCUGUGUUUUGAAAUCGUGAAGAGAGCAGAUGCUGGAUUUGUCUACAGUGAGGCUGUAGCCAGUCAUUACAUGAGACAGAUACUAGAAGCUCUACGUUACUGUCAUGAUAAUAAUAUAAUUCACAGAGAUGUGAAGCCACACUGUGUACUGCUUGCCUCAAAAGAGAAUUCAGCCCCAGUAAAGCUUGGUGGCUUUGGGGUAGCAAUUCAGUUAGGAGAGUCUGGGCUAGUUGCUGGAGGACGUGUAGGAACACCUCACUUCAUGGCUCCAGAAGUGGUAAAAAGAGAACCAUAUGGGAAGCCUGUAGAUGUUUGGGGUUGUGGUGUGAUCCUGUUUAUCCUGCUAAGCGGUUGUUUGCCUUUUUAUGGAACCAAGGAAAGAUUAUUUGAAGGCAUUAUUAAAGGCAAAUACAAGAUGAAUCCUAGGCAAUGGAGCCAUAUUUCUGAAAGUGCCAAAGAUCUGGUGCGCCGCAUGCUUAUGCUGGAUCCAGCAGAGAGGAUAACAGUGUAUGAAGCACUGAAUCACCCCUGGUUAAAGGAGAGAGAUCGCUAUGCAUACAAGAUUCAUCUUCCAGAAACAGUAGAACAGUUGAGAAAAUUCAAUGCAAGACGAAAACUAAAGGGGGCAGUACUAGCAGCUGUGUCAAGCCACAAAUUCAACUCCUUCUAUGGUGACCCCCCUGAAGAGCUGCCAGACUUCUCUGAAGACCCCACCUCAUCAGGACUUCUAGCAGCAGAAAGAGCAGUUUCACAGGUGCUGGACAGCCUGGAAGAAAUUCAUGCACUUACAGACUGCAGUGAAAAAGACUUAGAUUUUCUUCACAGUGUUUUCCAGGAUCAGCAUCUUCACACGUUAUUAGAUCUUUAUGACAAAAUAAACACAAAAUCUUCACCACAAAUCAGGAAUCCUCCAAGUGAUGCUGUACAGAGAGCCAAAGAGGUAUUGGAAGAAAUUUCAUGUUACCCAGAGAACAAUGAUGCAAAGGAGCUAAAGCGUAUUUUAACACAACCUCAUUUCAUGGCCUUACUUCAGACUCACGAUGUAGUGGCACAUGAAGUUUACAGUGACGAAGCGCUGAGGGUCACCCCUCCUCCCACCUCUCCCUACCUGAACGGGGACUCCCCGGAGAGCGCCAACGGCGACAUGGACAUGGAGAACGUCACGCGCGUCCGCCUGGUGCAGUUCCAGAAGAACACAGAUGAGCCCAUGGGAAUCACUUUAAAAAUGAAUGAGCUGAAUCACUGCAUUGUGGCAAGAAUUAUGCACGGAGGAAUGAUCCAUCGGCAAGGUACGCUACAUGUAGGAGAUGAAAUCAGAGAAAUAAAUGGAAUCAGUGUGGCAAAUCAAACUGUAGAACAACUACAAAAAAUGCUUAGGGAAAUGCGUGGAAGUAUUACCUUCAAGAUUGUGCCAAGUUAUCGCACGCAGUCUUCAUCCUGUGAGAGAGAUUCCCCCUCUACAUCCAGACAGUCCCCUGCUAAUGGUCAUAGCAGCACUAACAAUUCUGUUUCGGACUUGCCAUCGACAACACAACCAAAAGGACGACAGAUCUAUGUAAGAGCACAAUUUGAAUAUGAUCCAGCAAAGGAUGACCUCAUUCCUUGCAAAGAAGCUGGCAUCAGAUUCCGAGUUGGUGAUAUUAUCCAAAUCAUUAGCAAAGAUGAUCAUAACUGGUGGCAGGGUAAACUUGAGAACUCCAAAAAUGGUACUGCAGGUCUUAUUCCUUCUCCUGAGCUUCAGGAAUGGCGAGUUGCUUGUAUUGCCAUGGAGAAGACCAAACAGGAGCAACAGGCCAGCUGUACUUGGUUUGGAAAGAAAAAAAAGCAGUACAAAGACAAAUAUUUGGCAAAGCACAAUGCAGUGUUUGAUCAAUUAGAUCUCGUCACAUAUGAAGAAGUAGUAAAGCUGCCAGCAUUCAAAAGGAAAACACUAGUCCUACUAGGUGCCCACGGGGUCGGAAGAAGGCACAUAAAAAACACGCUCAUCACAAAACAUCCGGACAGAUUUGCUUACCCCAUUCCUCACACAACCAGACCUCCAAAGAAAGAUGAAGAAAAUGGCAAAAAUUACUACUUUGUAUCACAUGACCAAAUGAUGCAGGAUAUAUCAAACAAUGAAUAUUUGGAAUAUGGCAGCCAUGAGGAUGCAAUGUAUGGGACAAAACUGGAAACAAUACGAAAGAUCCAUGAGCAGGGACUAAUUGCAAUACUUGAUGUAGAACCUCAGGCAUUGAAGGUCCUGAGAACUGCAGAGUUUGCUCCUUUUGUUGUUUUUAUUGCUGCACCUACGAUUACCCCAGGCAUUAAUGAGGAUGAAUCCCUUCAGCGCCUGCAGAAGGAGUCUGAAAUCCUACAGAGAACAUAUGCACACUACUUUGACCUAACAAUUAUCAACAAUGAGAUUGAUGAAACCAUCAGGCACCUGGAGGAAGCCAUCGAGCUCGUGUGUACAGCCUCCCAGUGGGUCCCGGUCUCCUGGGUCUACUAGACCGGGAAUGAGAGAAUUGAGGAGAAAGAAAUAAUAAUAAUCUGUCAUUACUGGGAACCACCUCAUACAUGGAAAACCUCUUCGUUAUUGACCUUGUGUCAACAGGUCUUGGCCCCUAGAGACUACCUAGAUGUAGUGUGACCUAAAAUAUAAUUAUUGUCAUGUCCGAAUAGAUAGGAGGAGGGGGAAGAAAAGAUGAAACACUAAUUUAAAGAGACAGUAUCUUUUUUUUUAAUCAUUUCUCCUAAACUUUUAAUAAAAUGUAUCUUUAAAUAUAUGUACUAUUCAGUCUUUUGGAAUGUUAUAUUUUUGGAAAUCAUAGCUUUUUAUUUCAAGGGCCCCUAAAAACUGCACAAAAUAGAUGCUGCUUUCUAUAAUCUAUUUUAAUAGUAAUAAUAAUAUGAUUCUGUUACCUUAACUUGGGGGUGGAACACUACAUUCUUUUUAGAGUCUGAUUUUAUGGAUUGGAAUACUUUGCUUUCCUUUAUUUAUUUGAAGUAAUUAGUCUAGUGGUUACAAAACAAAUUCAUAAAUUUUAAAGGCCUUUUUUUUUCAUGCUUUUGUUUUUUCUCUCCUAGGAUAGUAUUUUUUAGUACUUUUGUGUAACAUCCAGAUAAUGUGAUACUGUCUCUUUGAAGAACUCUGUAAAAGUUUUAGAAAUUUGAAAUUGGGUCUUGACUCUUAAUGCAUGUGGACAGUCGCAAGCGUUCAUGCCGUUGGUGUAUCUGUGUUGAUAAAACCUGUAAUCUACAGCAAAGUACAUUCCGUUCAUGGGAACACGUACCCAAGGGAAUAAAGCAAAAUAUUAUUCUGACUAAGUUGUAAACCUAUGCACAUCCCUUGCAUUUUGGGCAACUUUCUAAAAAAAAAGAAAAAAAAAAGAAAAACUGAUUUUUAUUAAUAAUAAUCAUGUAGUGAAAUGUGUUUGUAAUUUUGUCUCAAUUUAAUUUGUUGUAAGGUGGGAGGGGGCAAUUACUGGUUUCACCAUUUCAGAUCUGUGUUGUCUGAGAGUAUUAACGUUUUAAUUAAGUUGAAGCAAAGAAAUGCUGAUUUUUAAUAUGUAUGUAAUUGUUUAAAGAUGCACACAUUUUAAAAGAAAAUACUGUGCAAUGAAGAAACCAGUUUAGACAUUGCGAUAAACUGACUAUUCCAAAAGACUCAUCUACAACAGCCCUGUAAAUUCCUUUAAAAUGGUAAUUGACUCUACAGUCUGACCAAGUUUUUUUUUAUUUUAAAUAUACUUCCUUUUAUGUGUUCAACAAUUAAA
Passer montanus (Eurasian tree sparrow) is the source of this 4204-nucleotide messenger RNA. It is a transcript of the gene CASK, whose product is annotated as calcium/calmodulin dependent serine protein kinase. Lineage: Eukaryota; Metazoa; Chordata; Aves; Passeriformes; Passeridae. Bases 157 to 2937 code for a protein of 926 amino acids. The record is from RefSeq and is a predicted model, not a curated record. Gene Ontology annotation, molecular function: ATP binding; signaling receptor binding; protein kinase activity. The transcript is spliced from 27 exons. Gene Ontology annotation, cellular component: basolateral plasma membrane; cell-cell junction; plasma membrane. Gene Ontology annotation, biological process: protein phosphorylation; regulation of neurotransmitter secretion.